AUGGAAGCGGUGCCUCCUCACGUCCUACUUGACGAAGAUGUCCUCGAACCGCCGGCGGCCGAGUUGGACAACAUGCUAUUUGACGACGUUGAACCUCUUCCCUUUGACGUACUACUUGGACAUCCUAUCCUUGAUGUGGCACCAGAUGAACAAGCGGCUGGACCGGACAAUGCACACUUCAAUGAUGAUGGACCUUUACCCUUCGACGUGAUCCUCGGGCAUCCUUUUCUCCACGCAGCACCAAAUCAAGCAGAUCCACAGCCCGGCCCCGUGCCCCUCUUCAAUCCCCCUGCUCCCGAUAACAUGGAAGACGACUUCGCCCUUGGAGCUUUAGACUUUGCCCUCGUGCAACAGGAGCCUGCGCACGGGAAUCAGCUUGGGUUGAUUAACAUUGCCCAAGUGGCCCCUCACCAACCAGAUGUUGUAGAUGGCGCAGAGUUUGGUGUAUUGCAGCUCGAGCAUCACUUGCCACCAGGACUGGAUGCUAUUAUGAGUGUCAUAGGAUUCUUACGGAACUAUCCUCCAGAACUUGUAGCCCACCCGAGCGGUCCGGGGCUUGUGAUAGAGCUUCAUGCCGCGGUGACGGACUUCAUGCUGGCGCAUGAAAUCCCUGCGAACGCGCAAGCUCCACCUUUUGCCCCGCAGGCGGGGUUACCACAGGACGGUCUUGACAUCGACCCUUAUGCUGGAGAUGAUGGGAGCGACGUGGCCAAUAACGUUCUCAACUUGCCGAACUAUGACCAAGGAGCUGCGGGCGUGGAGGUUCAUCCGCCGGUGCAGGCACUUGUACCAGACGUAGUGCACGUACUCCACGUCGAACCUGUGGACGCUAUGCCAGCUCUCGGUGCCGUUCCGGCUGGCGUGGCCAACAACGAAGAGGGGGGCAAUGCUCCGCACGUGAUCGUGCCAGAUGAAGCGCCUCCGCCAUACCCGCAUCCCCCCGCAGAAGCUCCAGGAGUCCUCAACGAAGAACUUGAACACGAAGGGCCGAACGAUGACGGGGAUCAUCACGUCGAGGAGCAUCCACCGCCUGCUGCUCUGCCGGAAACAGACAAUCAUGUUGAAGCGAUUGAUGAGCACGGCCAGAAUCAACCCCAUAUCGCUCCCCACAUUGGCAGCACAAGAGCUUUCGUCGCGUCACCCGGUGCGGGUCCAUCGAAUGUUGCAGGUCCCAAUGGCUCCCCCGCACAUGCGAGCUCGAUUAUGGGCACAGCAUUGGACGUACAUGGAAGAGCUGCCUUCUCGUCACUCUGCACUCGGUUUACCAUAGAGGACAACUUGAGCAACAUCAAUGAAGUAUUGUUCGCAGCUUCGGACUGUAUUGAACAACUUCAGACGUCGUCGUCAAACCAGCAGCGACUUCCAGCGGCGUUACCGCCUAGAGCUGUUGCGUCCUCGUCGGAUCACCCUCACAUACCCAACAAGCCGAAACGCAGUUCCAAACUUCGUGAGGUAUGGCUUAAGAUCAUGUCUAGAUCGUCUUCACCAGAUGCACCUGGAAAGCAUCGUGCGCCACAAUCGGUGGAGCAACGCGCGUGGUAG
Peniophora sp. CBMAI 1063 is the source of this 1542-nucleotide messenger RNA. NCBI's taxonomy places the organism in Eukaryota, Fungi, Basidiomycota, Agaricomycetes, Russulales, Peniophoraceae. The record is from the annotation of a GenBank genome assembly.